Thamnophis sirtalis is the source of this 253-nucleotide messenger RNA. The record is from RefSeq and is a predicted model, not a curated record. NCBI's taxonomy places the organism in Eukaryota, Metazoa, Chordata, Lepidosauria, Squamata, Natricidae.
GUUUCACCCCUCCAAGCAUCCCCAUCAAGUGAGGAAAAGCCUCCUGAAGAGUCAGUGACUGUUUCUUCCCUGGAAUCGACAGUUGGGUAGCAUGGGACGUGACGAUGAUGCAGCUUCCACUUUAGUUACUGGCUCAGAAUAUGAGACAAUGCUGACUGAAAUCAUGUCCAUGGGCUAUGAGCGAGAGCGGGUAGUAGCAGCGCUACGGGCCAGCUACAACAACCCACAUCGAGCUGUGGAAUACCUGCUGACG